This is a messenger RNA of Musca vetustissima, 2663 nucleotides long. RefSeq names its product aminopeptidase N. The record is from RefSeq and is a predicted model, not a curated record. Gene Ontology annotation, biological process: proteolysis; peptide catabolic process. Gene Ontology annotation, molecular function: metalloaminopeptidase activity; zinc ion binding; peptide binding. The transcript has 7 exons. Lineage: Eukaryota; Metazoa; Arthropoda; Insecta; Diptera; Muscidae. Bases 27 to 2663 code for a protein of 878 amino acids. Gene Ontology annotation, cellular component: cytoplasm.
CUGCCACCGAUUUGGAUAGUGAUGAUAUGCUGCGUGACCUUACCUAUACGCUGGACACACGUCGUCAUUUCCUCAUCAUCCAUGGCCAGGAAUAUUAUCAAAUCUUUGAAGUUGGCAAGAAAUAUCGUUUGGAAAUACUCUACGAUGGCACCAUGAAUGAAGAUCAUUUGGGCCUGUAUUGGUUGGCCUACCGUGAUGCCGGAAAUCAGGUCAUUUAUCAAGCGGCGACUCAGUUCGAACCCACUAGUGCAAGACUUGCACUUCCCUGCUAUGAUGAACCCGCAUUUAAAGCCAACUUUACAAUACGGAUAACUCACAGCAACAAAUAUUCGGCCAUUUCAAAUAUGCCCAUGAAAGAAGUGAUUCAUCACAAUGACAGUGAUUUAUCGACAACGAUCUUUUAUCCAACACCACCGAUAUCCACCUAUUUAGUGGCAUUUGUUGUAUCAAAUUUCGGUUAUAUCUCCAAGCGACAGGGUCAUGUCACGCAACGUGUUUUUACGCCGACAAUGUCGAAAAAUAAAGGCGAACAUCAGUUGGAAUUUGCCAUACGCACAGUGGCUGCCAUCGAAGAGUAUUUGGGUGUUGAUUACUCGCUGGAUAAAUUGGAUCAUGUGGCAUUGAAUAAAAACUAUGGUGCGGCAAUGGAAAAUUGGGGUCUCAUCACAUAUCGAGAAGAUUUUCUACUCUAUACGGAAAAUGAUUUGAGGCAUCGUUUUCGUGAUACCAUAACAAUUGUUCAUGAAAUUGUCCAUCAGUGGUUUGGUAAUUUGGUAUCACCGGAAUGGUGGUCCUACGCCUGGUUAAAUGAAGGAUUUGCCACAUACUUUUCACAUGUCAUUAUUAAUUUGCUUCACCCGGAAUUUAAACCAUUGGAAUAUUUCAUAAUGGACACUGCCUACAGGGCUUAUAGCUAUCACAAAUAUAGUGCACGCUGGCGUGCCAUGACUCAUUAUGUGGAAGAAGAAAAGGAAAUUGUGGAUAUUUUCGAUUUAAUCGGUUAUCAAAAAGCUGCCUGUGUAAUAAAAAUGUUCCAUCACGCCUUCGGCCAGCAGACAUUCCUGCGCGGCAUUCAACAGUAUUUAAGAAAAUAUCAGUAUUCGGUGGCUAAUGAAAUGGACUUGUUUGGAUGUUUACAAAAUGCCCUGGAACAAGAUGAGGCAUCGGCAGGCAAAACAUGGGUCCCCUUAGUGCCAGAGAUAAUGUAUUCGUGGACACACAGUAAACAAGUUCCGAUUAUAAAAGUGAUAAGGAACUAUGAGAAUAACACAAUAACCUUGGUGCAACAGCAACGUUCUCCGUAUGCAGAAAACCUAUGGAUUCCAUUGAAUUUUGCCUCGAAGUCAGAUCAUGAUUUUGAAAAUACAGCUGCGGAUUAUUUUAUGCCGCCGGUGGCGAAACAGGAGUUAAAUGUUUCCCAGCUGGGGAUACAAUUGGAACCGAAUGAUUGGUUGAUUGUUAAUAAGCAGCAAAGUGGGUUUUAUCAUGUCCUAUACGAUGAUGAGAAUUUGCGGAGAAUUGCCAAGGCAUUGCAGGACAAUCAUUUGGAUAUUCACCCCAUUAACCGGGCAGAUAUUUUCUAUUGCCUGCAACCGCUGUUGGAUCACAAUGAAGUGGAAAAUGUCGAUGUCAUAUUUGAGUUACUUAGCUACCUCAGCCAUGAAGAGGAUUUACUAGUGUGGAAUUUUGUCCAAGCCACCGUGGAACUGUUCGAACGUCAUUUGGAUAAUACCGCUUCGCAUGAACACUACAAACAAUUUGUACGAUAUUUGGUGAGGCCGAUCUAUUUGAAAUAUUUUCCCUCGAUACAUGAGGCCCGUCAGGCGUUGAGUGAAAAAACCGGUUCCGAACAUACAUCCCGCCAGAAUCUGCUGAAAAUGGCCUGCCAUGUUGAUCUUACCGAGUGUCUGGAUUAUGCACGACAAUUAGCAUUCGAUUAUAUUUUCGAACAAAUUGCAUUUGUCUCCUCGAAGGAAGACUACUAUGUGGUCACCGGAGAUGUUCUCUGUUAUGGCCUGAAAUAUCUAAGCGAUGAUGAGUUUAAAAAUGUCGUUGGUGUCCUUGAGGCCACAAAUCGUGAUACGAUGUUUUUCGAUGAUAUCAUUAUUGCAUUACGCUGUACCCAAAAUCCAUCGCAUAUUCGACAAUAUUUGGAUAUGAUUAUUGGGGUAAAUGCCAGCAACUUUAUUAUCAAUCCAAAUGAUUCGGCCUUGAAUGUCAAGCGGUUGUCCCGAGCCAAUGGUCGAUCACGUUCCAUUAUACGUCAAUAUAUUGCCAAUAAUUAUAAGAUUCUUAUGGAAUAUCCUUACUUUACGGAAAUUUUCAAUAUUAUGGCGGAAUAUGUACCCAGUACACAUAGUCAUCAGUUCCGUUCAUUCCAUGAGUUAAUAUCCCGAGAGCUGAAAUUAUUCUCGCAAACAGUGGAAUACAAUGCCCCGCUAAUAGAACCCAAUUCCAAAGAUGUUGGAAAACAAAUCAAAAUGACCGAAACAUUUUUGGAUAAAUUCGAACCUGACAUCUAUAAUUGGCUGUCGAAAAAUCAGCGACCCAUAUAUGCCGCCUCGGUGGCACCAAAUCGAAAUAGUGCGGCGCCAAAUCGUUUUGGUCCUGCGCUACGUUUAGCCGGAAAUCUCUAUAGAAAAUUAUUUAAAAAUACAAAUUAA